CCUCCGCCUGGCUUCCAGCUGGUUUGGCUCUGGCCACUAUCGGCGAUCAGCUCAAUCUUCUCUCUCCCUCUCUCGCCUCGCCUCGCCAGACUUGGGGUGUUUCUCGCCGGCCCUCGUCUUUUCAACACAGCUUCCUAGUCCUGGGCGCCCUUGAUUCAACUGCGAAUAGAUUCGCUACGCGAUUUGCGAGACCCCAGCUCGAAGCAGGCAAGCCCAACCUGCAGCUCAGCGAUGUACAAUCACCAGCAGCGAGCGAUGGGCAGCCCCUCGGGCGCUGGGGGUCGGCCGAGAGGCGCCCUGUCAUCCUCCAACUCGUCCUCUGCAGCCGGUGCUAUCGGCGCAUGGGCAGACUGGGCAGCACGAAGCCUAGAUCCAGAUAUCCCCCAGUCAGCCGUUCAGGCUCACGUAGAGCGGUGCUGUAAUCCUUCCCUUCGAGAGCCAAAUCUUGGCCUCAACCUCGAGCUGGCCGACUACAUCAAGCAGAAGCAGGCCAACACGCCUCGAGAGGCAGCUGUCGAGGUCGUUCGCAAGAUCAACUCUCGGCACCCUCACGUCUCCAUUCUCGCUCUCCAUCUGUUGGACCACCUCGUCAAGAAUUGCGGCUACCCCUUCCACCUGCAAGUCGCUACAAAAGAGUUUCUCAACGAGCUCGUCAAGCGGUUUCCCGAACGGCCCCCCGUUUUUCCAAGUCCUUCGCAACAAAAGAUCCUUGAGCUGAUCCAAGAGUGGAAGACUACGAUCUGCGUGACCAGCAAGCACAGAGAGGAUCUGGUCCACAUUCGAGAUAUGCACCGCUUGCUGGGGUACAAGGGGUACCGCUUUCCCAACGUCGACUCGCGCGCGGCAGGUGUCAUGAACAGCGAAAAUUCAUUGCAAUCACCAGAAGAGCUGGAGGAGGAGGACCGGGCGGCGCAAGGAGCCAAGCUGCAGGAGCUGAUUCGAAGAGGCACACCACGAGACCUGGCUCAAGCGCAGGAGCUGAUGAAAGUCAUGUCGGGGGCCGAGCCAGAGAACAAGCCAGACUACUGGGCCCAGACGAAGAAGGAUCUCGACAAGGUCCAGAGCCGGGCCAUUCUGCUCAACAACAUGCUCGACAAUCGGAAUGAAGGCGAGACUUUCGCAAAGGGUGAUGCAUACGAUCAGAUCGCGAGUCACCUGCGGAGCGUGCAGCCCCGGUUGCAAAAGUGGAUCGGAGAGGCGGAGGAGGGCGAGGCAGAGCACUUGGACCGGCUGCUGUUAAUCAACGACCUGAUCAAUCAGGUGUGUGAGCGGCACAAGGCUUACUCCAAGGGUGACUUCUCCGUAACGGUCACAAUCGAUCCAUCAAUCGACCCGAAGAAGGGAGGAGCUGAUGCGGUUCCCACGGCCAAGAUUACUGACCUCAUCUCGUUUGACGAUGAGGACGAUUCGUCAAAGGCUGCUGCACCGGGGGGAGGCUCCUCGUCUGCCUCCGUCCUGGACGACUUUGCCUCUCUGACCUUUGGCGAUGCUCCAUCAGCUGCUUCUGCUUCUGCAUCCUCGACGACAGCGGCAGGGAAUGGAACAGCGACUGCACCCGGUGGCCUUCCCAGCGAUCUCUUUGACGCAUCCAACACGAGCAGGCCAGCUUCCACGACGAGCUCCCAGCUCGGCGGCUGGGGCGCGCUCCAGCUUCCCAUGGCUUCCGGAGGCCCGUCCUCUGUUCCAAACUCGUCGGGCGCCUCUACACCCGCGCCGCAAGGGCAGAAGCCACAGGCCGGCAGCGGCAAGGGCAACAGCAGCAGUAAUGGCAACGGCAAAGGCGCAGGGGCCUCUGCGGGAGGCAGCGAUCCAUUUGCGGACCUCAGCAAGUGGUAAUUAUUGUACUUGGCGCGAAGGGAGGGAUGCGUUCAACAACGGUGAACCUGCAGUCAAUCUAAUCACUUCACGCUCGCUGUUUUUGAAUGCGCGGUCACAGUUGAUUACUUUGAGAGCCGGGCGACGACGAGUGUAGUGGAAAGGACUAAGACAGGAGAACACAAUAGCUGGAAGUUAGCACAGACGAGAGUGUGUCAAGGAGAUGAAACAAAUGGACCAGUCUGGUCUUGCGAAACAAAAAGAAGCGAAGGGAGAGGGGGGUUUGUGUGUUCAAGCAACCGAGAC
Molecule: messenger RNA, 2121 nt
Organism: Acaromyces ingoldii
Lineage: Eukaryota; Fungi; Basidiomycota; Exobasidiomycetes; Exobasidiales; Cryptobasidiaceae
Product: VHS-domain-containing protein
Exons: 7
Coding region: 232-1836 (534 amino acids)
Biological process (GO): Golgi to vacuole transport; protein transport to vacuole involved in ubiquitin-dependent protein catabolic process via the multivesicular body sorting pathway; Golgi to endosome transport
Cellular component (GO): trans-Golgi network
Molecular function (GO): phosphatidylinositol binding; ubiquitin binding
Source: RefSeq, a predicted model, not a curated record